Molecule: messenger RNA, 2957 nt
Organism: Cuculus canorus (common cuckoo)
Lineage: Eukaryota; Metazoa; Chordata; Aves; Cuculiformes; Cuculidae
Gene: LVRN
Product: laeverin
Exons: 20
Coding region: 1-2880 (959 amino acids)
Biological process (GO): peptide catabolic process; proteolysis
Cellular component (GO): cytoplasm
Molecular function (GO): peptide binding; zinc ion binding; metalloaminopeptidase activity
Source: RefSeq, a predicted model, not a curated record
AUGGGCGCCCGCGGGCUCUACGUGGGGCGAAGAGCUGCCGCCCUGCUGGCCACGCUGCUGCUGGCCCUGCUGGCCGCCCUGCUGGCCCUCGCCGCCCUCUACGGGCGCUGCCGGCAGGAGGCACCCCCCUCCCCUCCCGCACCCCCGCCCGCAUCCCGCAUCCCCGCCGCCCCGCUGGGUCCCGCCGCCGCCAGCUCCGGUUCCCGCCUGCCUCGACACCUCCAGCCGCUGCACUACGACCUGGAGCUGUGGCCGAGGGCGCGGCGGGAGCAGGGGGGACCCCUCUGGUUCAGCGGGCAGGUGAACAUCACGGUGCGGAGCCGGCGGGAGGCGGCGGCGGUGACGCUGCACAGCGCCGGGCUGCGCCCCCGCGGGCAUCCCGAGGUGCGGGGACCCUUAUCCCGGCCGGGAGCCGCCCUGCGGGUGGCAGCGGUGCGGCAGGACGAGGAGGGAGAGGUGCUGGUGCUGGAGAUGCGGGAGCGGCUGCAGGCGGGGCAGCGGUACGUGCUGCAGCUCGGCUUCCAGGGGUGGCUGCACGAGGACCUCUACGGACUCUUCUUCAGCCGCUACAGCCACCAGGGACGGAGCAGCAUGCUGAUUGCCUCCCAGCUGGAACCAACAUAUGCCAGGAGAGUUUACCCAUGUUUUGAUGAACCUGCCAUGAAGGCCACAUUUAAUAUCAGAAUUGUCCAUGACCCAAGCUAUGUGGCUCUUUCCAACAUGCCUGCUAUUGAUGUAUCUGAAAUGAAGGAUGAAAAUGGAAGCCUAUGGGCUGUUACCACUUUUAACACUUCACUGAAAAUGUCAACUUACUUGACUGCUUUUGUGAUUUGUGAUUUUGAUUAUGUCACCAGAACCGAGCGGGGAAAUGAGAUACGUAUUUGGGCUCGGAAAGAGGCAGUUAAAAAUGGGCAUCUUGACUAUGCUUUAAAUAUCACUGGUGCAAUAUUUUCAUUUCUGGAAGACUUACUUAAUGUCAGCUACCCUCUGCCAAAGACAGAUCUGGUUGCACUGCCUGAAUUUGGAGCAGGUGCUAUGGAAAACUGGGGGCUAGUAACAUUCCAGGAAUCGUCGCUGAUGUACCUCCCAAGUCAUAAAUUCACAUGCAGAAAGGCAAUGAUUGCCAUAAUUGUGUCGCAUGAGCUAGGACACCAGUGGUUUGGAAACCUGGUUACAAUGAAAUGGUGGAAUGAUCUGUGGCUUAAUGAGGGUCUGGCAUCUUACUUUGAGUACCUGGGAGCUACCUUUGUUGAACCCAAGCUUUCACUGGAUAAAAUUUUUUAUGAUCAUGUUGUACAGCCAGUCUUGAGAGACGACAAUGAAAUAGGAUUUCGAUCACUGUCAGAGAGGGAAGACAGGAUCAAUGGAUCAUUUUCUUUAAUGUCUCUGUUUGACAGCAUCACAUACAACAAGGGGGCUGCGAUUACCUGGAUGCUUUCUGGUUUCCUGACUGAGAAGUUGUUUAUCAGAGCACUUACUUCAUAUUUGAAAGAAUUUUCCUUCUCUAAUGCUAACCAAGAUGAUCUCUGGACCCACAUACAGAUGGUCGUAGAUGCACAGGAUGAAGUUCAGUUGCCAGCAUCUGUGAAACAAAUAAUGGAUACCUGGACAUGCCAAAAUGGGUUUCCAGUUUUAACAUUAAAUCUAACCACUGGCACAAUCAGUCAGGAACAGUUUCUUAAUAAAAAGAAUGAAAGCAGUACUGAUUCUUACAAUAACACAUGGAUUAUUCCUAUUUCUUGGAUGAGAAAUGGAUCUUCACAACCCUUAAUGUGGCUAGAUAAAAGCAGCAAAGUGUUUCCUGAAAUGCAAGUAUCGGAGUCAGAAUAUGACUGGAUCCUGCUAAAUGUAAAUUUAAGUGGAUUCUACAGAGUAAACUAUGAUCAAUUAAACUUAAAAAGAUUAGCACGCUUGCUUGAAAAUGAUCCAAAGGCUAUUCCCGCUGUUAGCAGGUUCCAGCUGAUAGAUGAUAUCUUUGCAUUGACACAGUUUGGAUACAUUCAGAUUGAAACAGCACUUGAACUGACCAAGUACCUUGCCAGAGAAGAUGAACUCUUCAUAUGGAAUACAGUAUUGUUACACUUAAUACCAGACGAUUUGGAAAGUACUUUGAAGAACUAUGAAGUAUAUCCCCUUUUAAAGAAAUACCUUUUAAAGCGAAUGUCGCCAAUAUACAAUUAUUAUGCAGGUUUUAUUCGUCAAAAUGUUGAUGCUUUAGAAGAUGACUAUUUUGCUCAAGUGUAUUUGGAAAAACUUUUCACUACAGCGUGCUGGCUGGGCCUCCAAGAUUGUUUGAACCUGUCAUCUGAACUCUAUGCUAGAUGGAUGGACAACCCUGAGGUCAAAAUUCCCUUUUUAAUUAGAAGAACAGUCUGCUGCUACGGUGUUGCGAUGGGAAGUGAUAAAGAAUGGAAUUUUGCAUGGGAAAUGUAUAACCAUAAUGAGUCCACAGAGGAAGAUAAAGAUAUGCUUCUUUUUGCCAUGAGCUGUGCCAAAGAGUCAUGGUUAAUUUACAGAUACCUGCAAUAUGGACUCAGCCAUACAUUAUCUUCCUCCAAUUGUACUUCAGUCAUCAUCCACUAUGUGGUGACUAAGGAUACUGGGCACCGUAUAGCCUGGGAAUUUGUUACAGAAAAUUGGCCACUUUUAAGCGAAAGGUACGGAAAGGAAUUAUUACAUGAUGUAUUAAGAGUCAUGGAAAGGUUUGUCAAUACAGAUGUACAGAUCCAAGAGUUGCAGGUUUUUUAUAAUACUACAUUGGAAGAGUAUGAGAGACUGGCUGCUACUCAGUUGUUGGAGUCUGCAAGGUCUGAAAAUAUGGAAAGGAGAGAAAUACUAACCAAACUUGCCAACUGGUUACAGAAAAAUGUAGAAGAUUGACUUGAAAACAAUUUCAAGUGUAUUUUAGAGUAUGAUUCGCUAUCCUUUUGAUAUUCAUUUUAAUAUGUAAUUAAAGA